GGGCGCCGGCGACAGACGUGUGUGGCCCUCGUAGAUAUCUCCGUGAAUUUUUAAUAUCGAUGUUUUAAAACCUCUCCCCUGACAUAGAAAAAUACUUUUAUCUUCAAAAAUAUUAACAGUAAAGUGAAAGUUUAUGACAAAUUUUUGUGAAUGUUUUUUUUCUUGGUGUCUUAAGUUUUUGAAUUGCUCAAGAGAAGAAGUCUCCGAGCGGACGUACUGAAACUUAUUUAUCAAGACGAGGCAUGGCAUGAGCGGUCGCGUGGGCGCGACAUGCGGCGAGCGCCGCUCGCGCAGCCCGCCGCCGUCGCCAUUGCAAUAUCCUUGCUAUUACGCUUUGUUGACGCAGGUUCAAUGGGCCCCGGAGUACCAGAGAAUAUAACUGUUACUUUCCUAAAUCCGACCACGGUGCGAGUAUCCUGGUCUACAACAGCUGAUCUAGUUGAGAAAUAUGACGUCACUUAUAAACCCUCUGAUGCCAGUUACAGAGUGGUACUAGAAGUAGCUGGUAACUCUGACGCAGUGAUACUUAGCGGACUGGAAGCAGACACGCAAUAUCAAGUAACAGUCGCCGCCUUGUGGGGCGGACACAAGUAUAGAAGCAGGCCUAUAGUCUUCCGCACGCUGGAGCUCCCUCGAACGUCACCGCAACAGGACGGGGGUCUAGAGUCAGCUCGCUCCUCAGUGACCCCCCCCGAUCCUUCGCCAACAUUUCCAACGAUACGAGGCGUGGAAAUUGGGAUCGUAGUUUUAAUACUGAUAGUAUGGAUCGGAGCUAUAGCUCUAUUCUUCAAUAGAUGGGGGAAGAUUCGAAUGUUGCUGCCAUACCAACCCGACUACAAGCAGGAGCAGCUGAAGGUGCCCGGAAGCAGCGCUUUGGCUGCAGCAACGGCAGGCGGAACCUGUGGUGCUCAUUCAGCACCGUCAGCAUGUUCGCACAUGCGUUGGUCUCACACUCACACACAGAGCCUUGAAUGCGAGGAAGGGUUAUUGGCGCGCUGUAAUCGUCCUCGCAUCAACUCUGCUAUCUUCGUUUCAGCCGAGCCCACUAGUUUCGCCGGAUUUGAUCCUAGCGAAUUCCUCAGACGACACGGAUCACAAUCUCAAUUGUGCCGUAAGGCCAGAUCAGCGGAUAAUAUUCCUCUUACGACAAUGAGUGAUUCUUCAGAAAGGUUAUGUAAAAUAAAGGCUCCCCGAGAAGAGACAAUCAACGAAGAAGCUAAAUCUGAAGACAGUGGUAGUGUUGAGACGGUCAGACAUUUUGGUCUGCCGAUUUUGUCCGUAUCAGGACCAUCUCCCCCAGAUGAAGACUACGACCAGAUAGAUGAAUAUCUGUAGCAUUUCCAUACAAGUUUCCAGCUCAAAUAUGUGCUGGAAAAGAUGCGGCCGCCAUGGCCGAGUCCGGCACAAAGCCCAUCGAUGGAGGACUUUUCUUAAAUUCUUGGAACUAUUGUGUUUUCAGUGUGAGUGAUUCUUCUUAGUGAUUUAAAGCAUAAUACUACAUCGAAAUACAAAACUUAUCUAUUUAAUCAAACGUGUCUAUUUAAUCAAAGGUGUCUUGACGAGGGACCAUAAACUGUGCCCGAGCUCUCUCAUUCUACUAGUGAUACUUUAGUACAUAAUUUCAAGUCUCUAUUGAGUGUUAUUAUAAUAUUACGAAAUAAUUUGAUUAUCCUAUAAAUGUAUUGCAAAUAUAAAUAAGAAUUGCACAAUAAAUUACAUAUAUCUAUCUACAUUUUAUUGUGCCAGGUUAUACAUGAAUUUAAUGUCUAUGAUAGUAUUCUGGUAAGCAAUUUUUAUGUAUCGGCUAAGAAAUAACUAUCUAUGUUAUAAAAUUAUCUUGAGUGUCUUAAAAUAUGUAGUGACUUAGUUUCUAGUUCAUUUUUAUAGACGCAUAAUUAGUUUUCAAUUGCCUGUAGUCGUAAUUGCAUUUGUCUUAAAGACUUAUUCUAUGUCGUUUAAAUUAGAUUAGAAUUGAAGGUUGAACUUUGGUCCAAGAAUUGUAUUAUCUGCACACAUGGUGUUUUAGACAGUAAGCGAGUGAUACAUUUUAUAUUAUAACAACAGAUUCUACUACAUCUAUACAACUUCGUGUAAAAUUUUCUAUUCUAUUCAUAGUAAUUAGAAAUAAAUAAUGUUUAUCUUGAAAAUCAAUUUCCCAAGCAUAUUGUACUAUAGAUUAUAUAUACUUUUUAAAUCAUUAAGUCAAUUAAUCAUAAAUAAUUAGAAAGUUUAAUAUUUAUGCUAAAUGGCACUAAUUAUAUCUAUUAUGGAAACAGAAAAGAGAAUAUGACAUAUUUGAAACAAAAUUAACUGGGAAGGGACCAGAAGGUAUGUUAGGUAAUUUAGGAGUGAGGGCUACUUUGGCCGGACACCUGUUCUCGAAGUUAAGACUUCAUUAUUCCCUCCACUAUAUAUAGACUAUCUUUCCAACACAAAAAAGCACAUUUGACAUUAUCAUAUUAUAUUCAUAUAUAAAUUAAAAUUAUGUAGAUGAAAAAAAAAUAUUGCGUAAAUUUUUGUCCUUUUGAAACAAAUAACAUUUCAAUCUAAUCGAUUCAGAACAGUUGGUUUGACGAAAAUCGAUAUAAACUGCUAUAAUUAAGCUUUUAAGUCAUGUCUGACAUUAAUUGAACGUUAGGUAGUGUAGGCGUAAUGUGAAGAAUUUAUUCAUUUUUAUAAUACUGUAGAUUUAAUAAAUAGCCUUAUACUAAUAGCGAGUUAAUAAUAUCCUUAUUCCCGUAGUGAAUUUUAAUCUUCUACAAUAUUUCAAUGUAUGUAGUCUCUAUAUACUGUAGUCACCUUGUGCCAAUAUUAACUGUAUUUUGGUUGCCCAUAGACAUGUUGCAUUAAUUAAUAUAUUUUGAUAACAUAAUACAAGUUAUAUUGAAAGCAUUUCAUUAUAGAUAUAAGUCAACAAUUAACAUAGAUCGGAUUACUGAUCAUUUUAUAUUAUUUAGAUAAUAAUAAGACAUUAUAAUAAUAUUCGUAAGAUGUUCAUUGAAUCGGUAUAUUUCACCGAUCGGAAAGAUUUCUGUAAGGUUAGUUAUUUUCUGCUCAGUCAGACGACCCAUGGGUUGUAAAAUCUUGUCUUGGUCUUGUUUAUACCUCAUAUUGUAAUCCUUACCGCUUCUUCGAAAGCUAUAUCCAAUAAAAUAAAGAUAAGCCUAUCAUUAUCAAUGAGUAAUAAUUUAGCUUUUUCAUUUUAUUAGAAGUGUAUUUUAUCAUGGUGGAAUUCAAAUGUACAUAUCUUCACGAUGUAAAUCAAUGCUAAUUAUUCGAUUGUAAAUGACAUGAAUUCUAAUGUAAUAAUAAAAUUACUAUUUAUAUCCUUGAUUCUAUUUACUAUCACAAAGAAAUAAAGUACUAUAAAAAUAAA
Molecule: messenger RNA, 3376 nt
Organism: Danaus plexippus (monarch butterfly)
Lineage: Eukaryota; Metazoa; Arthropoda; Insecta; Lepidoptera; Nymphalidae
Product: fibronectin type III domain-containing protein 5
Exons: 9
Coding region: 271-1335 (354 amino acids)
Molecular function (GO): protein binding
Source: RefSeq, a predicted model, not a curated record